Echinostoma caproni is the source of this 207-nucleotide messenger RNA. NCBI's taxonomy places the organism in Eukaryota, Metazoa, Platyhelminthes, Trematoda, Plagiorchiida, Echinostomatidae. The record is from the annotation of a GenBank genome assembly.
AUGAAUGGGAUGCUGACUUUCGGAGAUGAUGAUGAUGAUGAUGAUGAUGAUGAUGAUGAUGAUGAUGAUGAUGAUGAUGAAUCUGAUGAUGAUGAUGAUGAUGAUGAUGAUGAUGAUGAUGAUGAUGAUGAUGAUGAUGAUCAUGAUGAUGAUGAUGAUGAUGAUGAUGAUGAUGAUGAUGAUGAUGAUGAUGAUGAUGAGACAUGA